Messenger RNA from Erinaceus europaeus (western European hedgehog), 1671 nucleotides. RefSeq names its product MLLT11 transcription factor 7 cofactor (gene MLLT11). The record is from RefSeq and is a predicted model, not a curated record. The coding region runs from base 429 to 701 and encodes 90 amino acids. The transcript is spliced from 3 exons. Gene Ontology annotation, cellular component: nucleoplasm; cytosol. Gene Ontology annotation, biological process: positive regulation of DNA-templated transcription; positive regulation of release of cytochrome c from mitochondria; positive regulation of mitochondrial depolarization. NCBI's taxonomy places the organism in Eukaryota, Metazoa, Chordata, Mammalia, Eulipotyphla, Erinaceidae.
AACAGUGCAGACCAAUAAGCCUUCCGAGAGGCAGGUGCCUCGGCCCCCUCCUUCAAAUGUUCGGAACCGAUCGUCGGAAUUAGCCGAGUCAGGCAAGGAGGAGGCGGACAGCUCUUCCGCCCUCCUUAGGAGGGGCUGCAUUGCAGGGGGAGACCGCGCCGACAGGCUCUGUCACUGAGAGGGAGUGCAGAGACAAAGCCCCAGCAGCUUUCUUUCUCUCCAACCCUGAGCAGACGCCGGAGCCCUGAGCUACUCCCACCAUCUUUGAAGCACGCUAGUAAUUCAUUGAUAGCAGGGAGUCGGGCAAUAUCACAGCGGAUUAAGCGCACGUGGCGCGAGGCGAAAGGACCGGCCUGAGGAUCCCGGUUGGAGCCCCCGGCUCCCCACCUGCAAGGGGAGUCACUUCACAGGCGGUUAAACAGGAAGUGAUGAGGGACCCUGUGAGUAGCCAGUACAACUCCUUUCUUUUCUGGAGGAUGCCCAUUCCAGAGCUGGAUCUGUCUGAGCUAGAAGGCCUAGGUCUGUCAGAUACAUCCACCUACAAGCACAAGGACAGCAACGUUGGCAAAAUGACCGGGCAAGCCACUGCAGCUGAGCAAAAGAAGAACCCUGAAGGCGAUGCCCUCCUUGAGUACAGCACCUUCAACUUCUGGAGAGCUCCCAUCGCCAGCAUCCACUCUUUCGAAUUGGACUUGCUCUAAGGCCCAGACUUUGCCAUCCUACCACCUGGCCCUCAUUGCCUUCCCUUGCCCGCCCCUCCCACUUUUACCCAUUUUCAUCUUGCUCUCCCCCAUACUGUGUUCAGGUGGUGCUGAUGAAUCUGCCAGAGUUGUCUUGUAUUUAUUUGUUUGUUUAUUUAUUUAUUUAUUUAUUUAUUCAUUCUUUCCUGUUAGCUUCUCUCAAAAGCUUUCAAACCACAAAGGAACAGGUUCAGGUCAUGGUAGUGUCAUGUCACGAGGACAUUAAUUCCAGAAAACUGGCCUGAAGACAUCCCUAGAGAGUGGUACAGUAGUGCAAAGUGGAGGGCUUUUCACUUGAUUUGAAUCAACUUCAGACUGCUCAGACUGCUCAAACUGCCUUAGUUUCCUGCUACAGGCAGGACCCAGGUAUUUCUUCAUGGGUUGAAGAAAACUUGGUAACUUUUAACUGGAGAUCAUCUGCUGUAAGACUGGUUUCUUAAAUGGCUAGAGCAACGAGACUCUUGCUUGUCUGAGCCUGUUCCCUCUUUUUCUCUGGGAAAUUAGGGUGGGUGGGGGGUAAAGAUAUAAAACAAGAGGAAACAAUACAUCAUGGAAAGUAAAAAUGUCAAGAGGGUGGUGUUUCUUUUCAAGAAAAAAUGGUACAACUUUGCUAACUCUAGGAUGAAAACUUUCGCUGAGGGAAUUCACUGAUUUCAAACCUAAAAGAUGCAGUCUUGCCAUGUGAUCAUCUGUAAAGUUCUGAUCCAUUCUUCUAUAGGGCAGAGGGUUUAGUUAAUAGUAGUUUAGUCUUGUCCUAUUUCUGGUGUCUGCAAUACCAGUGAAUGGGAAUUGGGCAAAAUUCUUCAGCUAAUUUAAGAUCUUGAAUGGAUCACGUGUGUUUUACCAUAUAACUUGUCCCCAAGUUUUUCCAAAAUUAUUGUUAAUUUGUGUUGCCCUUUGCUCAUUUCUUGAAUAAAGAUAUUCAACCCCA